AUGUCUUCGUCUUCAUCACUACUCAUCGACGAGAGAGAAGAAGUCAUGGUGACUGAGAAAGGUUACAUCUUGAAGAAAACCCAUUUUCUAAAACCGAGUGUUACCUCCAUUAAUGGUGUAGCUGAGCUUCCUCUUCGUCAUCAACGUGUCUCUGUUUCUUCAACGCAGCUAAAUCGAUUGUCUUCAAGGAUUUCUUUUUCUGGGUUUUGGUUUUCAGAUGCACAUUUUGUUUCUUGGCUUGGAAAAAUGGAAGCUUUACACGGAAACAUUUGGAAGAAAGCUGGAAUCUUUGAAGCAAUCAAAGCAUCGACUUACAAUAUCAUUAAAAACCAAACCUUGAUUCUCUCUGUUGCAGAGAAAUGGUGUCCAGAGACAAAAUCGUUCCUUUUCCCUUUUGGUGAAGCUACGAUUACUUUAGAAGAUGUAAUGUUGCUUUUAGGUUUUUCAGUUUUGGGUUCUCCUGUUUUUGUUCCUCUAGAGAGCUAA
Arabis nemorensis is the source of this 486-nucleotide messenger RNA. Lineage: Eukaryota; Viridiplantae; Streptophyta; Magnoliopsida; Brassicales; Brassicaceae. The record is from the annotation of a GenBank genome assembly.